AUGUCGAGUGCACUGCAAGCGCGUCGCGCCCUGGUCGUCUACGGCUCGGAGACGGGCAACGCGCAGGAUGUGGCUGAGGAGAUGGGAAGGGUCGCUGAGCGGUUGAGAUUCGACACGGAAGUCGCUGAGCUGAACGCCAUCACUCUUAGACAACUGCUUCAGCAUCAUGUGGUCCUGAUCGCCAUUUCCACCACGGGCCAGGGCGAACUACCACCCAACAGUCAGAAGUUUUGGAAAGCUAUCCGAAGUGCUCGACUGCGGCCAGGAUGCUUGCAGCAGAUGAAGUUUGCGUCCUUUGGUCUUGGUGAUACGUCCUAUCCAAAGUACAACUGGGCGCAUCGCAAGCUCUACAAUCGGCUCGUGCAGCUCGGAGCACAGCCAAUAUGCGACCGUGGGGAGUCUGACGAGCAGCAUCCAGAGGGCAUCGAUGGAUCCUUUCUACCAUGGUCAACCAAACUUCGCCAACGUCUCCUCGACUCUUACCCACUCGCUGAUGGUGUCGAGCCGAUACCGGACGAUGUUCUACUAGACCCAAAAUGGCUGCUUGAGACUGUGGACGAUGGUGCAGCAUCCUCACCGAAAACUGAAGCUGCGCCUGUGUUGAACGGAGACGCGCCUGAUAAUCCUCCAUCAGAUCUUCUCGCCAUAUCCGGCGGACUUACUGCAAAGAUUGCAAGUAACGAGAGAGUCACUCCGACGACCCAUUGGCAGGACGUCCGACAUAUCAGCUUUGAAAUUCCAGAGACACAUCGGUACUUCCCAGGCGAUGUGCUCACAAUAUACCCUAAGAACUUUCCAUCCGAUGUAUCGUUGUUUCUCGAAUGUAUGGGUUGGACGUCCACUGCUGACAUACCUCUUCACUUCGUCCCCUCAUCAUCACCGACACUCUCCAACGCCACUCUGCCGAUCCGGAACAUGGAACCAGGUGGUACAAUAACUUUAAGGCAGCUCUUGACCAACCACCUCGACAUCAUCGCCAUACCCCGAAGGUCAUUCUUCGCCCAGCUCGCACACUACACGAGCGACGAGUUUCAUAAAGCAAGAUUACUUGAGUUUACGGACCCUCAAUAUCUCGACGAACUAUAUGACUACACGACACGUCCGCGUCGUAGCAUUUUAGAAGUCUUGCAAGAGUUUGAAUCUGUCAAGAUACCCUGGCAGCGCGUGUGUAGUAUAAUACCCACUCUACGCGGCCGCCAAUUCAGUAUCGCGAGCGCCAUGAACCCUACUGCAGAAAUAGAGAAGAAGACUAAGAUUGAGCUGUUAAUUGCGAUUGUGAAAUACAAGACGGUCAUCAAGAGAAUAAGACAAGGUGUUGCUACACGAUACAUAGCUUCACUCACACCGGGGCAAAAGAUUACAGUCACGCUUUCACGAGGAGGGCUUGGUGUGGGCAAAGAUGAACUUGACAGACCAGUUGUUAUGGUUGGGCCAGGAACAGGUGUAGCUCCCAUGCGUUCGCUGAUAUAUCAACGCAUACAAUGGCGUGAAGAGCACAUAAAACUUCAGAACGGUCACGCACAAGAAGACGGCGAAAUUCCAAAGGACCUACUCUUCUUUGGCUGUCGUAACGCCGAAUCAGACUACUUCUUCAAAGAUGAGUGGGCACAGCUACAAUCCUCUGGCGUACCUCUAGAAGUCUUUGCGGCAUUCUCCCGAGAUCAGCGUCAGAAAGUCUACGUCCAAGAUCUCAUCCGCCAGAAAUCGUCCCUUGUCUUCUCUCAUAUUUUCCAUAAAUCUGGUAUCUUGUACAUUUGUGGCUCGUCGGGCAAAAUGCCCCAGGCGGUACGCGAAGCACUCAUCGAAGCUUUCCAGGAACAUGGUAGCAUGGAUAGAGAAGGUGCAGAGGCGUAUUUAUUGAGUAUGGAAAAGAGCGGAAGGUAUAGACAGGAGACGUGGUAG
This is a messenger RNA of Alternaria atra, 1902 nucleotides long. RefSeq lists its product as uncharacterized. The record is from RefSeq and is a predicted model, not a curated record. NCBI's taxonomy places the organism in Eukaryota, Fungi, Ascomycota, Dothideomycetes, Pleosporales, Pleosporaceae. Gene Ontology annotation, molecular function: NADPH-hemoprotein reductase activity; FMN binding; flavin adenine dinucleotide binding. The coding region runs from base 1 to 1902 and encodes 633 amino acids. Gene Ontology annotation, cellular component: cytosol. The transcript is spliced from 4 exons.